This is a messenger RNA of Symbiodinium sp. CCMP2592, 678 nucleotides long. The record is from the annotation of a GenBank genome assembly. Lineage: Eukaryota; Dinophyceae; Suessiales; Symbiodiniaceae.
AUGGCGCAUGUCACCUUCAUCGCGCGGAGCUUGGAUGGACUGAUCUUGGUAGAAACGUGGGACGACUCCAACAAGGUUUCGAAGCAGAUCAAGGAUCAGGCCAAGCAGCUCCUCCGAAAGCUGCAUAACAUGCCGCCGAGAUGUUCCGUCGAAGGAGCUGGCGAAUUCGUUUUUCACUACACCAUGGAAAAUGGCGUUUGCUACAUGGCCCUCUUUGACAAGGGCUACCCAAAGAACCUGGCCUUUUGCUUCCUCGAGGAUAUCCACAUGCUCUUUCAGCAGGAGCUCCAGAGGGAGUUUGGCACAGGUUCUGUAGACUACCGGUCUCACAUUGAGACCAUUGAGAAACCAUACUACUUCAUCAAGUUCGACAGGCAAAUAACAAAGAAGAACACUGAGUACCGGGACCCGAAGUCCUCGAAAGCGCUCAGUAAACUGAACAGCAACCUCCAGGAAGUCUCAAACAUCAUGAGGCAGAACAUCGAUGAGAUUCUGAAGCGUGGCGAGAACCUGGAGUCCGUCGGGCGGAAGGCCAACAGCAUCAAGGAGGAGUCGAAGAAGUUCCGCAGCAUGACGCAGCAGCUGAGCUUUCAGACGAUGUUGCAGAAGUAUGGCAUCUUCGUGGUCGUGGGACUGAUGGUGUUCGUGCUCAUUUGCUUCAAGCUUCUCAAAACGUGA